Pogona vitticeps (central bearded dragon) is the source of this 2692-nucleotide messenger RNA. Lineage: Eukaryota; Metazoa; Chordata; Lepidosauria; Squamata; Agamidae. The record is from RefSeq and is a predicted model, not a curated record.
AUGAGCUGCGGUUAUAUCCUCUGCACCGUCCUCCUGUCGGUGGCCAUCCUCUUAGCCGUGACGGUGACCGGCGCCAUCCUCUUCAUGAACCACUACCACACGCCCGUGACAGAGUCCCCGCCUCUCAUCAGCACCAACCCCGAUGAAUCCAACGCCUUGGUCACCAUCGAGAAAGCGGACGGUUCCCGCAUCAACAUCUUCAUCGACCGCAACUGUCCGAAUCAGGCCAGCGGCUUCACCCGGCUGGAGGGCCUCCAGACCACCCUCCUGAGGGCGGUGACCGACCACGACGCCGAGACCAAAGCCUCCAAGGGUCAGGAGAGGGCUCUGCUGGUCGGCCUGUCCGACGAGGUGUCCCGGUUGCUGGCUCACGCCUCUCAGCUGAGAACAGACUGCGACGGCUUGAAGAAAGGGCACGUGGCCCUGGGGCAGGAGCUGAGCGCCUUGCAGAAUGAGCAAGGGCACCUCAUCCAGCUGCUGUCGGAAAGUCAGGCGAACAUGGCAAGGCUGGUGAGCUCGGUCAGCGACAUCCUGGACACUCUGCAGAAGGAGCGGAGCGGGAUCCGACCUCGACUUAAGGCCGACCUGCAAAAGGCUCCUGCUCGGGGGGCCCGGCCAAAAGGCUGCUCCAACGGCUCCCGACCUCGGGACUGCUUUGACAUCUACGCAAGUGGACAACAAGAGGACGGGGUCUUUUCCGUCUUCCCGACUCACUACCCGGAAGGCUUCCAGGUCUACUGUGACAUGACGACAGACGGAGGCGGGUGGACGGUCUUCCAGAGGCGCGAGGACGGUUCCGUGAAUUUCUUCCGCGGGUGGGAAGCAUACAGAGACGGAUUUGGGAAGCUGACGGGAGAACACUGGCUAGGGUUGAAGCGGAUCCAUGCCUUGACCACCCAAGCCGGCUAUGAGCUGCGCAUCGACCUCGAGGAUUUUGACAAUGCCACUGCUUUCGCCCAUUACGGCACCUUCUCUGUGGGCUUGUUUUCAGUUGACCCCGAAGAAGAUGGCUACCCAGUCACCGUUGCCGACUAUUCUGGGACAGCAGGAGACUCCUUUUCGAAGCACAACGGCAUGAAGUUCACCACGAAAGACCUGGACAACGACCACUCGGAGAACAACUGCGCCGCCUUCUACCACGGCGCCUGGUGGUACCGCAACUGCCACACCUCCAACCUGAACGGGCAGUACCUGAAGGGCCACCACAGCUCCUACGCGGACGGCAUCGAGUGGUCUUCGUGGACAGGCUGGCAAUAUUCCCUCAAAUUCACGGAGAUGAAGAUUCGGCCUGUCAGAGAUGAAAAUUAGCUAAGUCCCACCACCCGUCCUCGUCUUUCUCCUUCCUUCUUUCCUUCCUACCACCUGCCCCCAAAGCUCAGUGUUGGCUUGUCUGAGUCUGGGGCCACCAGAGCCGAAAAGGCCUCUUCCUGGCAAUGACGUCCUAAUACUUCCAGAAGCUCCUCCUACGCGUACAAUUGUUUUUUUGGAUGAGGCUAGACCCAUUCCCCCAAAUGUCCCCAAAAGAUGCUCUUUUAAGCCAGUUGUUGUCCGCAUAAAACACACACACAUAUACACACAGGGGAACAGAUAAGGAGCCCUCCUAUGUGUUAUGGGGUCUGACUUAAAUCCAUUUUCCCCGACCCUACUGUUUGGUUAUUAUUAUUUUUUACACAACAAGGCACUUUGAUAUCCAAAGACGUUUUCCCGGCAAUGUGAGUGUGUUUAUGUGCGUCAUUUUGAUCCAAGCCUACGUCAGACCGUUUACACCCUACUUUCUGGUAGUAAGAGUCAUGUUAUUAUUUAUAGCGAAACCCUGAUCUCCAGCCAAGGACUCCGCAGAAUAAGCAGUUCCUUGGAGAUGGAAGAAGACCUGAUGUCGGCGCUCAGAAGGCCUCCAGAAUGGCCAUGUUUUGAAACCAUGCCCAGGGCGAAAUUCCUGCAGGGAAAUCACCCAGCACCAAUUAAUAUGAGGCCACUGGCACUAUGUAGUGAAAGCUUGCCUGCAUGUGGGAAAUGUUCUGGGCGUUACAAAGGUGGGUGUCUUAAAAAGGACACGGGAAGAAGAAUGGGAUGACCAGACCGAAGACAAGAGAUCUUCGAGAGAAACCAAUAUGACAGUCUUGGGCUACCAUUACAAGAGGAAAAUGUAUCUUAUGAGCUUGUGAGUCUUCUCCCAGAUGAACUGCCCCACAUAUGUGGAUCCACCUAGAGAAGACAGGAAUGGUGAUACUCCGUGAUGCAAUGUUUUUAAAAAAUAAGACUGUGGCUACCACCAAGCCGUUGGUCCCAGGGCAGAGUCAAUCCACGCCGAUGAAUUCGGUAAAAUCCCAAACCUACUUCCCUUCCAAAAAAAAUCCUCCUACUAUCUCACAUUUCCACAGCUAGUUCAGCCAUGAUGAAAAUCCACCUCUGCUCCAGUGGUUGACUCCUGUAACGCCAAAUAGUCUCCACUGGGCAACUAGAAUUUUUGACCAUUAAGGCUUUGCCUUCUUGCUUUGAUGUAAGUGGCCUCCGCUGGAUUGAUAUACAUGGCUUGUGUGCCCUGUUUUAAUGGAUCAGGACUUUCUGCCCGACGCAGGUUCACACACACACACAGCUUACACAAGAAAUGGAGAAAGCGAACAGCAUGUACCCAUGGCAAGCUAAACAUGGAUUCCUGCUGUGUGGAAGAGCACAUGCCGUACACACUUAA